UCAUGAACUGUGUGGCGCAGGUGAUCGUCUCCUGUGGGAAGCUCCGUGAAAGGAAUAUGGAGGACAGAGAGGAGGGAGACCCUCCCUCUAAAACCACUCUGUGUGGGGAACAUGAGAGCCAGACCAAAGCUCAGAGAAAAAAACACAGAAUCAAACGCAAACCUGAAACUGGAUCCAGCUGUGAGUCUGCCAAAAGUGAGAUGUCAACAAAUGACGAUGUUAAAAGACAGUGCACCUCUGAAUCUAAGAUCACUCAGAGUCCAGGAUUUCCUGAACCUAAACCCAGCUGUGUGUCCUUGAAGAGCAACCAGUCAAAGGGCAUUGGAGAAACCUUUAAAGCGGAACUUUCUGAGAUAGAGAGGAUCCCUCAGAGAAAAGACUUUCCUGGACCUGAACUCAGCUGCGUGUCCUUAAAGAGCAACCAGUCCAAGGGCAUUGGAGAAACGUUUAAAGCACGGCCUUCUGCUGUAAAGAGAGUGGACAAGGGGACCUCUGAGUCUCAAAGUGGUCAGUCUGUGCAGCAGCAUCAAAUGCAUAUGGACACCAUAUUUAUGGAGCUGGAGGGUAACGUCAUCACUUUUGUGAAGAAUGAGUUGAAGAAGAUCCAGAAGGUUCUCAGUCCGAAUUAUCGCGAAUGCUUGAAGAGGCAAAAGGAGGAUGAGGAGGUGUUGGAAGGUAGGGAUGAAGAGAAGAGGAGGAGCAGCAAAGAGGCUUUUCUGAAAAUCAUACUGGACUUCCUGAGGAAAAUGGACCAGGAGGAGCUGGCUGACCGUCUGCAGAGUAGAACACAUGGUGUUGUUUGCCACGAUCUUAAAUCAACCCUGAAGAAGAAGUUCCAGUGUGUGUUUGAGGGGAUCGCUAAAGCAGGAAACCCAACCCUUCUGAAUCAGAUCUACACAGAGCUCUACAUCACAGAGGGAGGGACUACAGAGGUCAAUGAUGAACAUGAGAUCAGACAGAUUGAAACAACAUCCAGGAAACCAGACAGACCAGAAACAACAAUCAGACAAGAAGACAUCUUUAAAGCCUCACUUGGAAGAGAUGAACCAAUUAGAACAGUGCUGAUAAAGGGAGUGGCUGGCAUUGGGAAAACUGUCCUAACACAAAAGUUAAUUCUGGACUGGGCUGAAGACAAAGCCAAUGAGGACAUUCAGUUUAUAUUUCCAUUCAGUUUCAGAGAGCUGAAUGUUCUGAAAAAGGAAAAGUUCAGCCUGGUGGAACUUGUUCAUCACUUCUUUACUGAAACCAAAGAAGCAGGAAUCUCCAGCUUUGAAGAGUUUAAAGUUGUGUUCAUCUUUGAUGGUCUGGAUGAGUGUCGACUUCCUCUGGACUUCCGCAGAACUAAAGUCCUAACUGAUCCUAGAAAGUCCACCUCAGUGGAUGUGCUGUUAAUAAACCUUAUCAGGGGUAAACUACUUCCCUCUGCUCACCUCUGGAUAACCACACGACCUGCAGCAGCCAGUCAGAUCCCUCCUAAAUAUGUAGAUAUGGUGACAGAGGUCAGAGGUUUCACUAGAUCACAGAAGGAGGAGUACUUUAGGAAGAGAUUCAGAGAUGAGGAACAGGCCUGCAGGAUCAUCUCCCACAUCAAGACAUCACGGAGCCUCCACAUCAUGUGCCACAUCCCAGUCUUCUGCUGGAUCACUGCUACAGUUCUGGAGGAUAUGCUGAAAACCAGAGAGGAAGGGGAACUGCCUGAGACCCUGACUGAGAUGUACAUCCACUUUCUGGUGGUUCAGGCCAAAGUGAAGAAGGUCAAGUAUGAUGAUGGAGUUGAGACAGAUCCACACUGGAGUUUGGAAAAUACAAAGAUUAUUGAGUCUCUGGGAAAACUGGCUUUUGAGCAGCUGCAGAAGGGAAACCUGAUCUUCUAUGAAUCAGACCUGACAGAGUGUGGCAUCGAUAUCACAGCAGCCUCAGUGUACUCAGGAGUGUUCACACAGAUCUUUAAAGAGGAGAGAGGACUGUACCAGGACAAGGUGUUCUGCUUUGUCCAUCUUAGCAUUCAAGAGUUUCUGGCUGCUCUUCAUGUCCAUCUGACUUUCAUUAACUCUGGAGUCAAUCUGCUGGAAGAACAACAAACAGGUACACACCUUUACCAGAGUGCUGUGGACAAGGCCUUACAAAGUCCAAAUGGACACCUGGACUUGUUCCUUCGUUUCCUUCUUGGUCUGUCACUGGAGACCAAUCAGAGUCUCCUACGAGGUCUGUUAAACCAAACAGGAAGUAGCUCACAGACCAAUCAGGAAACAGUCCAGUACAUCAAGAAGAAGAUCAAUGAGAAUCUAUCUGCAGAGAAAAACAUCAACCUGCUCCAUUGUCUGAAUGAACUGAAUGAUCGUUCUCUAGUAAAAGAGAUCCAACAGUACUUGAGAUCAGGACGUCUCUUCACAGAUAAACUGUCUCCUGCUCAGUGGUCAGCUCUGGUCUUCAUCUUGCUGUCAGCAGAAGAAGAUCUGAAUGUGUUUGAUCUGAAGAAAUACUGUGUUUCAGAAGAGGCUCUACUGAGACUGCUGCCAGUGGUCAAAGCCUCCAAGAAAGCUCUAUUGAGUGAGUGUUUCCUUUCAGAAAGAAGCUGUGAAGCUCUGUCUACAGUUCUCAGCUCUCAGUCCUCUAGACUGAAACAGCUGGAACUAGGCAACAAUGACCUACAACAUUCAGGAGUACAGCUGUUAUCAGUUGGAUUGAAGAGUCAACACUGCACACUUGAAACUCUCAGGAUGAACGGCUGUAACCUCUCAGAAAGAAGCUGUGAAAGUCUGUCCUCAGUUCUUAGUUUCCAGUUCUCCAGUGUGAGAGACCUGGAUUUGAGUAACAACGACCUGCAGGAUUCAGGAGUGACACUCCUGUCAGCUGGACUGCAGAGUCCACACUGCAAACUGGAAGCUCUAAGUCUGUCAGGCUGUCUGGUUACAGAGAAAGGCUGUGAUUCCCUUACAUCAGCUGUAACCGCCAACACUACUCAUCUGAGAGUGCUGGACCUGAGCUACAAUCAUCCUGGAGAGACAGGAGUGAAUCUCCUGAAGCAGCUGACUCUGGAGACUCUCAGGGUGGAGCCUGCUGGAGUCCAAUGGUUGACACCAGGUCUGAGGAAGUAUUCCUGUCAACUCACAAUCGACACAAACACAGUGCACACAAACCUCAAACUGUCUGACAACAACAGGAAGGUGACACAUGUGGAGGAGGUUCAGUCAUAUCCUGAUCAUCCAGACAGAUUUGAUGACCGUCCUCAGCUGCUGUGCAGAGAUGGUCUGACUGGUCGCUGCUACUGGGAGGUCGAGUGGAGAGGCAGGGUUGACAUUUCAGUGAGUUACGGAGGAAUCAGAAGGAAAGGAGACAGUAUUAGUUGUUUGUUUGGUGGAAAUGAUCAGUCCUGGAGUCUGAGCUGCUCUGAAAAUCGUUAUUUUGUCUGGCACAAUAACCAAAAGACAUGUUUUUCUUCAUCCUCCUCCUCUGUCUCUAACAGAGUAGGAGUGUAUGUGGACUGUCCUGCUGGCACACUGUCCUUCUACAGAGUCUCCUCUGACACUCUGAUCCACCUCCACACCUUCAACACCACAUUCACUGAACCUCUUUAUGCUGGGUUUGCGUUCAGGCCUGUUUCUUCAUUGUGUUUGUGUAAAUCUGUAGAAUCAGAGAUUUUCCAGGCAAACAGAAACUGUUGAACAGAUAAUGCAGUCUGUACGUGUCUGUCACUUUCCUUGUAAACUUUGUCUCUUUAGUCCUUUAACGAUGAAAGUUACAAUUAUUCCAGCAUCCACAUGUUGUUUUUCUGUCCUCCUCCUCCACUCACAGCUUUAUAGUGAAAUAUGCUGUGUUUCUCUAAACUUAACUCACCUGAGAUGAUUUAGUUUGCUGUUCGCAGUUAGUUUGCUGUACAUGAGACAAACUGUGAUAUCAGGGAGGAAUCACUGAGCUACACAAACCCAGAAGAUGAAUUUACAAACUCUUCAGAGACAUUCACACAUAAUUUUUCAGUGAACAAAAGUGUAGAGACCAGCCGGGGUUUAUCCAGAUUUUAUUCAUAAUUAAUGACUUAAAUGAACGUGUGUGUGUGUGUGUGUGUGUGUGUGUGUGUGUGUGUGUGUGUGUGUGUGUGUUGCCGUCUGUGAUGUGAUGAUAUUUAUCUGACAUUUCAUAGAAGCAAAAAAUGAAUUUCCUAAAGGAGAAUAAACACUAAUAACUAACGCUGCAUUGCUCUAAAGCUAAGACACAGUUUUUUAUGACACAGUUUUAUGGCUGUAUUUAUGAUCAGCAUUGUCGUACAUAUCGAAGCAGGAAGAUGUUGAUUGAUUCCUGCAACCUGAAUAAACUUGCGUUGUUGCA
Haplochromis burtoni (Burton's mouthbrooder) is the source of this 4326-nucleotide messenger RNA. RefSeq names its product protein NLRC3. Gene Ontology annotation, molecular function: protein binding. The coding region runs from base 3 to 3665 and encodes 1220 amino acids. The record is from RefSeq and is a predicted model, not a curated record. The transcript is spliced from 13 exons. NCBI's taxonomy places the organism in Eukaryota, Metazoa, Chordata, Actinopteri, Cichliformes, Cichlidae.